GUAAUUUAAGUCAGUCGUUACUCGCCUCCGAUCGAACUUCGAGAAGAAAGCCAGGACCGAAGCCUCGAAGGGUGCCGCAGAACUCCGUGCCGGUGCCGGCAUCCCCUAGCCCUUCGUUGGCGCAGCUGUUCGCCGCCGCCGAUUCACCGCAACGACCGAGCAGCGGGAGCGAGGAGAGCGAGAGCGCAAGCACGACCCACCACAAGGACGGCCGGCCAAGGAACCUGGGUCGCGGCGUUUCGAAACCGAAGAAGAACACGGUUGCCUCGUUGCUCGCUCAGAGCAGAGCCCUGGGAAUCAAACCGACGCCCACGUUGGACCCCAGUGUGCCAUUGUCCCAUCAGGUCUCGUUACUGAGGUCGAAUAUUCUGGCUGCUCAAUUGCACGCUACAGCGACCGGUCAGACCGGUCAGACAGAUGACAAGAAUCAGCGGUCUUUGCAGGAGAAGAUGAAGAACAAGUUGCUCGAGGUCUCCGGCGAGGAGAGCAACAUGGACGUGACGAGCGAAAGCGGUAGCAACACAGACGUUGUGACGGAUACCGACGACGACAACACGGACGGCGUAUCAAGCGCGAAGAGAAGAAAGGUGAAGCCCAGCGAGAGGGAUCUCCAGGUGCCGCUGGAGCGCGGUUGGAAGCGGGAGACCGUCAUCAAGGGAUUGGGGAAGUCGGGAGUGAUAAAGGGUGACGUGUCUUAUUACAGCCCUUGCGGAAAGACGUUCAGAAGCAGCCCGGAUUUAGCCAAGAAUUGGCUGUUUCAGUUUCUAGAGCAACAGAAUCCGCCCGAGUUGACGACCGCCAACUUCUCGUUCUCCUCUCGCCCACUUGUAGGCGAGUUUCUACAACCGACGAUGGGCCUCGCGGAGGCGGAAUUCGUCAGGUUGGGGGCUCAGGAAGUGGCGAGAAGGUUGGAGGAGUUGAGAGCCGCGGGUGGUUUCAGGGAUUCGAGGACGAAUAACCAAUACGAGAGGGAGAAGUUGGCGUACGCGAAAAAAUUGGCCAAGGAGGAGGCGCAGCGACACAAGGAACAAGCUAGGUUGAUCAAGGAGCAAGAGAAAACGGAGAGACAGGAGGCGGUUAGACGGGAGCGGGAGAUUAGGAAUCAACAGUUGCUCGAGGCUCGGAAAAAACGGCAGGAAGAGGUGGAGAAGAUACGACUGGAAGAACAACAACGAAAGCAACAGGAACGCGAGCUGAAGCGGCAGCAGGCAGUUAUGCUGAAAGAACAGAUGUACAUGCAGGAGCUCACCAAGCAGCGCGAGAUGCUCUACACCGUCGAGCUGGAAAGAGAACGAAGGAGGCAGCACAUGGCAUUGGUUCGAGCGUUAGAAAACCGCCGAAAAAUGGAGGAAAGGGAGAAAAAACGAUUGGAGGCGAGAGCCGAGAGAAUAGCAACGAAAGAGAAACGUGCCGAACAAAGGAAGAUGGAGAUGGAACUGAUCGAACAGAUCAGAAAGCCUGUUGAAGAUAUGGAACUAACUGAUCAUAGAUCACUGCCAGAACUAAAACGAAUACCUGGUCUGAAAUUAUCCGGCCAAGCGUUUGCAGACAUCGUAAUGGUGUUUGAAUUUCUACAUAAUUUCGGCGAGACUUUAGGCUUUGAUAUGGAAUCGCUCCCAAGUUUAAAAAGCCUUCAAUUGGCGUUGCUCAAUGACGAGGAAGCAGAGGAAGAGCUUCUGUCCGUAAUGACACAUCUAUUAGUAUGUGCGAUCGAGGAUCCAGGAAUCCCUCAACCAGCGAGACACACGACAGGCCUUGGCCAAAGCCUCCGACAAGCUGACAUAACGCAUGCCAACAUCAGUGAAGUGUUACGAAUCUACUUAUACGCGAACGCGACAGGAGAAGUGAAGGCUCUGACAGGAGUAUGUCUAGAACGGGAACGCGAUAAGAAAUUUGCCGAUCAUCAUCAGAAUGGUGGUGAUUAUGCUUCGACCUGUUCGGGCAAAAAUGCUCAAUUUUACGAGCAUCUACAUAAUAACGAAACAUGGAGGAUGUCCGAAAGGUUGCGAGACAAACCAUUCCUAGCUUUGAAUCCGACGCACAAGGCACAAAUGCUCGCGUUCCUUUGUAACGAGCUAUUGCAGAACAAAGCUGUGAUCAGACAGAUCGAAGGAAGCUUGGAAACAGUAGCUCAGUUAAGAAAAGAAAGAUUCGUAUUGGACACAAAGAUAAGAAAAUUGAGACAGUUACAUAGUCGAAAGGUACGAAUGGAAGCAGUGGGUGUAAUAGUUAAUAAAACUGGAGACACCAUUACGAUUGAGAAAAAAGAGGGCGAUGAGGAGGGUAACACGUCGUCAACGGCAGUAGGUACGACACCCACUCCUGAUGAGAUUCAUCAUGAAGAUGAAGUUGAAGACAUGUCCGAAAAUGAGAGUGAAGGAACUCAACCUGAGGAGGAAGAAGACAAAAAUCUCUCUGGUGAAGAGCUCGGUAAAAAGUUGGACAAAUUAUUAAAACAGUCAGAAGAACAAUUGCAAAAAUUGAAUAGCUCUUCAAAACAACUACGAGCCCACAUAUUUGGUCAAGAUAGGUAUUGGAGAAGAUAUUGGGAGUUAGCAUGUGCAGGUGGGAUUUUCGUCGAGGCCAUGGAAAGCGCAGAACCUGAAAUCCUCGAGUUGCAAGCUGAAUUAGACGAAAAGUACAAAGAUGUAUCGAUGGAGGAGAAAAGAGAAACAAAACAAGAAGACACUAAAGUCGAGAAUCGUGAGAAUGAAGCUCCUAAUGACGUAAAGAAGGAAAAGAAGUUCAAUUCAAAUGAUCAAGAAGAUAUGAAACCUUUAAUAGAAAAAACGAAAUCUGAAAUUGAAGAUAUUAAUUGUAAGAAAGAACCUAUGCAAAACUGCGAAAAUUUAACGAAUGUUAAGGAAGAGAAAAAGAAUGAUUUAGAUAAUUCAAUGACUGAUGCAAAGACCAAUGUUACAUCUGAAGAGAUUAAACAAGAAACAGAAGUAAUUAGUAUGGAUGUGGAUGUCAAAGAAGAAACAAAAAAAGAAAAUGACGAAACGGAUGAAGAUAUGAAACCAGCGGUAAAGAUGAUGGAAGAUAAAAUUGUUGAAACAAUUCCAAACGGUGAUAAAUUCAAUCAUGUGAAUAACCUUCAUAAUGGGAAGGAAUUGAAUGGCACCUUUAUUUCCAAUAAUAGUAACGAAUCGAAUUGGUUCUCAAUUUUACCUCGGGAAACUUGUGAUACUCCAGGACCAAGUACCAAACAAAUAUUUGGAAUAGCCGAACCAACUGAACUGAGAAUACCAGUAUUUCCUCCACCGGCUAGUCCAAAUUAUGAUAGAUGUGAUAGUCCUGCUCCUUUAAUUUUGACUCAAGAUGAAGCAGCGCAACUUGAAUAUUUAAAAGUUCAUGGUUUACCACCUCCUGGAGAAGCUAAACCAGUACCAAAUGAUUUAAGAUAUGGCUGGUGGAGAAUAACGGAUGUCGAUACGUUUCAAGAAUUGUUGGAACAUCUUCAUUCUCGCGGUGUUCGCGAAAAAGAACUAAAACGUACAACGUGGGCGACUAUGGAAUCUUUCUUAGCUGUUACAGGCAAGAUCAACGUAGAUCCUGGCAAUCUUACUGCUACAGAACUUCAAGCGACACCUGAUGAACCUGAUACGCCAAUUCCAAAACCAGACAAUCCGGCAGUCUGGAGUGAACAAGUUGCGCUACGCGUGGAUGCGCAAUUAUUGGAACAAGUUGAGGCCCUAGAAGAUAAAGUCGCAAAUGCCAGCAUGCAGGUCAAAGGCUGGAAAUUGCCUCCACGGGCAGGAACCGAGGAGGCUGAAGAAAUUGAAAAACUGAACGAAAUGGAAAAGAUCAGUGCAGUUGAACAAGCCCGGCAAAGGUUAUUGUCUCUAGAGGCCGCUAUAGAAAGGAGAUAUUUGAAACCACCGUUAGGUGUUUGUACGGGAGAUCCAAACUUAGCGGCUUUAAAGGCAGAACAAGCAGCUGCUGCAAAUGCGAAUUCGAAUAAUUCGGAUCAGAGCAAUCAGACCCCAGUACCUCAAGAAGAAACAACUCCAAGAGGGCUAAACAACUGGCGAGAGGCAACAGCUCGAGCACAUACAUCCGCUCAGCUGGCCAUGGCACUUUAUAUGUUGGAGGCUAGCAUCGCUUGGGACAAGAGCAUCAUGAAGGCUGUGAGUCUAACACCAGCUAGAAACUCGGUCUGCGUCAAGCUACGAAACCGCUGCGUCUCACUCAAAGCUACCACUCAAUACAAUCAGCUAUUGACUACUUCUCAGGCCUCUAAUUGUCAAUUUUGUCAUAGCGGAGAUAACGAAGACAAAUUAUUACUGUGUGAUGGUUGUGACCGCGGCUAUCAUACUUAUUGUUUCCGUCCAAAAAUGGAAAACAUUCCUGAUGGUGACUGGUAUUGUCACGAAUGCAUGAAUAAAGCAACAGGGGAACGAAACUGUUUGGUAUGUGGAAAGAGAGUUGGUAAAAAUUUAGUAUUAUGUGAACUCUGUCCAAGGGCUUAUCACACUGACUGCCACAAUCCUGUUAUGCCAAAAAUGCCAAGGGGAAAAUGGUAUUGUUCUAAUUGCCACAGUAAACAACCAAAGAAGAGAAAUAGUAGUCGAAGGAGUCAUACCAAAGGGGGAGGCACCAGAGAAAGUGAAAGUUCUGAUCAUCCACCAGCUAGUCCAACGCCGUCAACGGCAUCGAACACACACGUAGAGGACGUCAGUUCAUCGGAACCAGCAACCCCAACUGCCUCACCACGGAAGGAGGGAAACAAUAGGACGCUCACGAAGAAACAACAACGAGAGUUGGCUCCUUGUAAGGUGCUACUCGAACAGUUGGAGCAACAGGACGAGGCCUGGCCGUUCCUCUUGCCGGUGAACACCAAACAGUUUCCUACCUACAAGAAAAUUAUUAAAACACCCAUGGAUCUCAGUACUAUUAAGAAGAAAUUGCAGGAUUCCGUGUAAGUUACACGCGUACCAACGACUACUAGUUAAUUGAACGUACUCUCUAUUUAGAAAUGCCUCUUUCCCUAAACAUAAAAAAAAAAAGUUCAUCUAAGAUCUCUAGAAAAAAGCUCUAACUUGAUCGUCAGCUUCAAUCCGAAAAAAUUGGAAAAUUGCGAACAUGUUCCAAAGAGUGCUUCUCGAUACAGGUACAAGUCUCGCGAUGAGUUUUGCGCCGAUGUCAGACAGAUGUUCAUCAACUGCGAGGUAUUCAACGAGGACGACAGUCCCGUGGGGAAGGCCGGACAUGGGAUGCGCAGUUUCUUCGAAAUGCGUUGGACCGAGAUUACUGGCGCACCACCUCCACACCCGCAAACGCAUAGCUGAGGCUCGGUUCGUUCUCGCAACACCUGCAACAGUUUUGCCCACUUCUACUACUAGAGGGUAAAACCCUCGAGAGUAUCAUUAGGAAUAUCAUCGAAGAGAUUAAUCGCGAGACCUGUUUUCUCUGUGCUCUGUCGGCCUCGUUCUAGCGGUCGAUUGAACAACUUUAAUUCUAAUAGAGAAAAAAAUAAUAAUAAAACUCCACGAAUGCGGAUACAUCUUCGUGCGCGUCGCGUUACGUGCGUGUUCUAUUCGUCUCUGAUCUUUUAUUCGUUAUUCGCCCGUAAUCGACGCUCGCGUGGGCGCUUCUCGCAUUCUAAUCAUACAUAUACUUUAAUGCUCGAAAAUAAUCCAAUGGUGGCGAACGUUUUUAACGGCCCGUACUUCUCUCUGUAGCAUCGACGAUGAACUUAAAAAACGCGAUGUUACAAGAAUUCUAUAUUCGUCGAGACGCUUCUGCCGAACAAAACUCAAGUUGCGUUUAACGAACCUCAUAAGGAUUGUAAGUAGGAUAAAUAAGAGAAGCUUUAUCGAGGCCAGAAGCCGUAACAGAGAUUUUACGUAUACAAUUACGUUUUGUGAUUUGGAGCUUUUUAAAAUCGACGCGACUAAAAUAUCCAUAUGUGGGAUACUCUAUUGAAGCCUCCAACCUGACCUCCUCCUCGAGUAGAAAUGAAAUGCAAUGCAGAUGGUCACUGUACUUACCAAGUAAAACAAGUAAAUUUUGCCUAAGCGAACAAGAUGUAAUUUGCGAUUGUAUUAUACAGGCUUAGUGCCGGCAAAAGAAAUAUUUUGCAAAGUAAUGAAUGUGAAAAGAAGAGGUAUAUAUAAAUAAAUAUAAAUAUAUAUGUAUAAA
Molecule: messenger RNA, 6144 nt
Organism: Apis dorsata (giant honeybee)
Lineage: Eukaryota; Metazoa; Arthropoda; Insecta; Hymenoptera; Apidae
Product: bromodomain adjacent to zinc finger domain protein 2B
Exons: 20
Coding region: 450-4925 (1491 amino acids)
Molecular function (GO): DNA binding; protein binding
Source: RefSeq, a predicted model, not a curated record